UCCUAAUUAUAUAUAUGUUUUUUUUUUAAUUUCCUUUUUCCCGGCUUUUGAACUUCUCACUCAACUUCUCUCUCUAAACUGUUUCCCAACUUCUCUCUGAAUUUCUCUCUCCAUUUCAAAUUUAAUUUCAGUGAUUAUUUUCAUCCAUUUGCAUCAAAUUACUCUUCCGAUCUUCUUUUUUCUAAAAAAUGGUGAAGAAAGCGGCACCGAAGAAUCCGGCAGCGAAGAAACCGGCAGCGAAGAAACUUGAAUUCGACAAUUCCGUCGCUGAAAUGGCUGUUGAAGCUCCUCGAAGGCGAGGAAGAAGGCCAAAUGCUGUUUCUGAAGAAAUUCCUGUUGCUAAGGAAUUUGUGUCUAUAAAGAAGAACAAAAAGGCUGGCAGUCCGAAAUCAAAAGCAAUUGCGCUUGUAUCUGAAAAAGAACCAAUUGAAGAAGAACAACCUAAUCAACUAGUUUUACAAAAUUCUUCUCUGGUUGACGUUCCACAGCCUGAAUCUCAUCAACUUCAUUCACAAGUUUUGAAAGAAGUUGGCGCUGAUGGCCUGCCUAUCGUGUUUAAUUUUGAUACACAAUGUUCAGGAGGAUCAUUGUGUAAAUUAAUUAAAGACUUCUCUCCUGAUCAAAAGGCAGCUGUUCAAGAGAUAGGGUUUGGAGAUUGUUAG
Messenger RNA from Spinacia oleracea (spinach), 662 nucleotides. RefSeq lists its product as uncharacterized. Bases 189 to 662 code for a protein of 157 amino acids. The record is from RefSeq and is a predicted model, not a curated record. The transcript has 3 exons. NCBI's taxonomy places the organism in Eukaryota, Viridiplantae, Streptophyta, Magnoliopsida, Caryophyllales, Amaranthaceae.